AUGAGGAACUCAAAUUAUUUUUUGAAGUUUGGAUCAAGGCAAGAACGACACAGUAUUUGGAAAAGGCUUGCAAGGGUGUUUUCACGGAGAGAAGAAGGUCCAGGAGCCCGGCGAUUACUGUUUUCGCUUCUGCUCCUCUCAGUCUGGGAGACCGGGAGCGGCCAGGUUCAUUACUCAGUCCUGGAGGAGGCCAAACACGGCACCUUCGUGGGCCGCAUCGCCCAGGAUUUGGGGCUGGAGCUGGCGGAGCUGGUGCCGCGCCUUUUCCGAGUGGCGUCCAAAGGUCAUAGAGACCUUCUGGAGGUAAAUCUGCAGAAUGGCAUUUUGUUUGUGAAUUCUCGGAUCGACCGGGAGGAGCUGUGCGGGCGGAGCGCGGAGUGCAGCAUCCACCUGGAGGUGAUCGUGGACAGGCCGCUGCAGGUUUUCCAUGUGGAGGUAGAGGUGAAGGACAUUAACGACAACCAGCCAGUUUUCCCAGUGGCAGUAAAAAAAUUAUUUAUUUACGAAUCCCGGCCGCCUGGUUCUCGGAUUCCGCUAGAGGGCGCGUCAGAUGCAGAUAUUGGAGCCAAUUCUCUGUUGACCUACAGUCUUAACUCUAACGAUUAUUUUACCUUGGAUAUUAAAAGAAAUGAUGAUAAUAUUAAAUCCCUUGGACUCGUGUUGAGAAAAGUUUUAGAUUUCGAGGACACUCCUGAACAUCACUUACUAGUAACGGCAGUUGAUGGUGGGAAACCAGAGCUCACCGGAACUACUCAAGUGAAGAUCACCAUUCUAGAUGUAAACGACAACGCCCCAGAGUUUGAGAGGACUGUCUACAGAGUCAGUUUAUUCGAAAAUGCACCAAACGGUACCCUAGCAGUGAUUGUUAACGCCUCUGAUUUGGAUGAAGGAGUAAAUAAGGACAUUGUAUAUUCUUUCAAUACAGACAUGUCAGCAGAUACUCUUUUGAAAUUCCACUUAGACCCAGUUAGUGGAUACAUCAGUGUAAAAGGUAAUAUAGAUUUCGAGGAAACUAAGUUAUAUGAAAUCCAGGUGGACGCGACAGAUAAAGGAACUCCCCCAAUGACAGGUCACUGCACGGUUCUGGUGGAAAUUUUGGACACCAAUGAUAAUGUACCUGAGUUGGUUAUCAAAUCACUAUCAUUACCUGUAUUAGAAGAUGCUCCCCUCGGCACGGUCAUUGCCCUAAUCAGUGUGUCUGACCGCGACUCUGGUGCCAACGGGCAGUUGACCUGCACCCUGUCACCCCGCGUUCCCUUCAAGCUGGUGUCCACCUUCAAAAACUACUAUUCGCUGGUGCUGGACAGCGCCCUGGACCGAGAG
Molecule: messenger RNA, 1323 nt
Organism: Neomonachus schauinslandi (Hawaiian monk seal)
Lineage: Eukaryota; Metazoa; Chordata; Mammalia; Carnivora; Phocidae
Product: protocadherin alpha-3-like
Exons: 1
Biological process (GO): homophilic cell-cell adhesion
Cellular component (GO): plasma membrane
Molecular function (GO): calcium ion binding
Source: RefSeq, a predicted model, not a curated record